Molecule: messenger RNA, 921 nt
Organism: Eimeria maxima
Lineage: Eukaryota; Apicomplexa; Conoidasida; Eucoccidiorida; Eimeriidae
Exons: 3
Coding region: 1-921 (306 amino acids)
Source: RefSeq, a predicted model, not a curated record
AUGCCAUCACAUAAUCAGCAGCAGAAGCAAGGAAGCAACAGCAGCAAAAAAACAACACAAACAACAACAACAGCAACAACAACAAAACAUCAGCAACAGCAGCAACAUCAGCAACAGCAGCAGCAGCAGCAGCAGCAGCAGCAGCAGCAGCAGCAGCAGCAGCAGGACAGCAACAGCAGCAGCAGCAGCAACAGCAGCAACAGCAGCAAAACAGCUACAACAACAGCAGCACCACCGCCAAAACAACAGCAGCAACAGCAGCAGCAGCAGCAGCAGCAGCAGCAGGAGCAUACCCAUGAGGAUAGAGGAAGACAACAACAGGGUUUAGUGAUGGAUCAACAGCUUGCUGCUUCAUGCGAGCAACAAGGGCCUCCAGCGCCUUGCGUCUGCAGCAGCAGCAGCAGCAGCAACAGCAACAGCAGCAGCAGCAGCAGCAUGAGCAACAGCAGCAGCAACAGUGUCAAUUUUUCUAUACAACAACAGCAGCAACACAAGAAUACACUUGAUGCUGCAGCAGCAGCAACACACUACACACACAUACAUACAGCAGUAGCAGCAGCAGCAGCAGCAGCAGCAGCAGGAGGAGCAGCAGCAGCUUGCCUGUCUGUUGCAUCUCCUCUAUCUACAGGUAUACAGCCAAGGAAGCGAGCAGGAGAAGCAAUAAGAGGAGUCUUAAAUAUUGACGCCUGCAGCAUAUAUGCAUGCAUGCAUGCAUGCAUGCAGCAGCAGCAGCAGCAGCAGCAGCAACAGUACAAGCAGCAGUAUUCCCGUUUCCUUCGUCAGCAACAGCAACAGCAGCAGCAACAGCAGCAGCAGCAUGUACCUUGCAAACGAAUGCUGCAUGCGCCUCCGCUAAGAAGUACAGAAUAUCCUAAGAAAAAAAGAGAGCAGCAGCAGCAGCAGAAGCAGCAGCAGCAGUAG